Molecule: messenger RNA, 1092 nt
Organism: Jaminaea rosea
Lineage: Eukaryota; Fungi; Basidiomycota; Exobasidiomycetes; Microstromatales
Exons: 2
Coding region: 222-845 (207 amino acids)
Source: RefSeq, a predicted model, not a curated record
AACGGCCGCCGGCGUAGAUUCAGACAUCUCGCAAGACGAGGGACUAUUUCUCAUCGAGUUUGAGGGAAGCUGCAUCGCCAUGCUUCUAUUGACGGCCGUGCCCCUCGAAUGGCGGUUGCGCAAACAAAAGAGGGGUCUGAGCGAGAAGGCAAGCCCAGACGCGCCAGAAUCCGUGCCCGCCGGACCCUGAGAACACGCUUGAGCCCCUCGAAAGGGCUAGUAUGCGGCCGACGAAAGGGCAACACAGACAACUUCACGAGAAUCAUACGAGCUGCUUGACAUCCUAUUCACAACACCUUGAGAUGCUCUACUCCAAGCGUUUGGCUGCAGCCGCAGCUCUGGCCCUUGCCCUCUUCUCGCCUGACGUCACAGCAGCCAAGAAUGUCACUGCUGUCACCAACCUCGCCCCCGCCUGCCAACAGCCCACUCAGAUGUGCAUCUACGCAACCAAGGGCGUAAACAUCACCCUCGACGCAGGCAAGGCCCAACCGCUCCCCAUGACCGACACGGGCGUACAUAUCUACGUCCUAGACACAGCUACUGGGGCACGCGGCUCCGCCCAUGGAUGCAACGCCUCACGCGCCUUCUUCAACAUGCACCCAGGAGACGGGAGUCAGGGCACCAAGAUUCUCGACGUCUCGGGCCAGAACAACAACAAUAUUGCGGGAUUCUUUGUGGAUAAUCCGGGGAAAGUGGCAACGCAUGGGACGGUGGAGAGUCAGAGCCCUAGUGCAGACUUGUUCUUGUAUUGCUAUGAUCAGGAUGUUGAUGGCAAGAAAAAUGGAGCGGCUGACGUUGCGGACGCGGGCGUGGAGGAGGAAGGCAAUGGCGACGAUGACGAGUAGGCGCAGACUGGCCGACCGAAGAGGUCACACCAUAAUGUAGUCCCUCCGCGUCUCUUGAUGAGUCGAUCGUUUUUCAAUCGUAUCACCUGGCCUCGACGUCUGACCCUCGUACUACGACCACGAAGGGCGAACAGCCUCAGAGAGGCGACGAGGCGAACAAGCACGACGAUCGACAGGGCUCACCACGUCGGGCCGCCGACCAGACCCCAACGCAAGCCGUGCCGCCGCAUCCUCCAGCCGCUCCUUG